This is a messenger RNA of Saimiri boliviensis boliviensis (Bolivian squirrel monkey), 1198 nucleotides long. RefSeq names its product neuroendocrine secretory protein 55. The record is from RefSeq and is a predicted model, not a curated record. Gene Ontology annotation, biological process: response to parathyroid hormone. NCBI's taxonomy places the organism in Eukaryota, Metazoa, Chordata, Mammalia, Primates, Cebidae.
GCCCGGCAGAAGUCCGGGCGCGCAACUUCGCAGAACCUCUCCGCCCGUCCCUCCUCGCCUCAGUCUCCUCUGUCCUCUCUCAGGCGAGAGGACCGGCGGAGGCACCUCUCUGAGUCUUAGACUGCAGAGCCUAAGACUCAGCGAGAGGAGCCCGGGAAGAGACAGACCUUUCCCCACUUUUGCUCAGAGAGGCAAGCAAGGCGCGGAGCUUUAGAAAGUUCCUAAGUGGUCAAGAAGGUAGGUCUUCCCUGUUUCUCUUCACAAGGAGGUGAGGCUGGACCUCCAGGCCAGCUUCUCACAUCGUAGGGUGUACCUUUCCCGGCUUCAGCAGCCGAUGCACUUUGGAGCCGCUCUCUGCAGAGCCAGAGGGCAGGUCUGCUUCUCGGUGUGCGCCUAAGAGGAUGGAUCGCAGGUCCCGGGCUCAGCAGUGGCGCCGAGCUCGCCAAAAUUACAACGACCUGUGCCCGCCCAUAGGCCGCCGGGCAGCCACCGCGCUCCUCUGGCUCUCCUGCUCCAUCGCGCUCCUCCGCGCCCUUGCCACCUCCAACGCCCGUGCCCAGCAGCGCGCAGCUGCCCAACAGCGCCGGAGCUUCCUUAACGCCCACCACCGCUCCGGCGCCCAGGUAUUCCCUGAGUCCCCCGAAUCGGAAUCUGACCACGAGCACGAGGAGGCAGACCUUGAGCUGUCCCUUCCCGAGUGCCUAGAGUACGAGGAAGAGUUCGACUACGAGACCGAGAGCGAGACCGAAUCCGAAAUCGAGUCUGAGACCGACUUCGAGACCGAGCCUGAGACCGCCCCUGCCACUGAGCCUGAGACUGAGCCGGAAGACGAGCGCGGCCCCGUGGUGCCCAAGCGCUCCACCUUCGGCCAGUCCCUCGUGGAGAGCCAGUCUCUCACCCAGCGCCUGCACGCCCUCAAGUUGCGAAGCCCCGACGCCUCCCCGAGUCGCGCGCCGCCCAGCACUCAGGAGCCCCAGAGCCCCAGGGAGGAGCAGGAGCUCAAGCCCGAGGACAAGGAUCCGAGGGACCCCGAAGAGUCUGAGGAGCCCAAGGAGAAGAAGCAGCGGCGUCGCUGCAAGCCGAAGAAGAAGCCCACCCGCCGUGAGGCGUCCCCGGAGUCCCCUUCCAAAAAGGGACCCAUCCCCAUCCGGCGUCACUAAUGGAGGACGCCGUCCAGAUUCUCCUUGUUUUCAUGGAU